Sarcophilus harrisii (Tasmanian devil) is the source of this 1742-nucleotide messenger RNA. RefSeq names its product heart and neural crest derivatives expressed 1 (gene HAND1). The record is from RefSeq and is a predicted model, not a curated record. Gene Ontology annotation, biological process: heart development; regulation of transcription by RNA polymerase II. Lineage: Eukaryota; Metazoa; Chordata; Mammalia; Dasyuromorphia; Dasyuridae. The transcript is spliced from 2 exons. The coding region runs from base 475 to 1113 and encodes 212 amino acids. Gene Ontology annotation, molecular function: protein dimerization activity; DNA-binding transcription factor activity, RNA polymerase II-specific; RNA polymerase II transcription regulatory region sequence-specific DNA binding.
UUCGCUUGAGUCCAGGCGCAGGAAAAGUCGUUGGGGGUCCAUGGAAACUGGGUGGGGUCAGUCGUCCUGGAGGGCGGACAGCUGUCCGGUGGGCGUUGGCUGCACAGAUCUCCCACUUUUUCCUGGGGGAGGGGCAGCUGCGCUGCCUUCCUUUCUGCACUGUUGGAUCCGCCCCCCUGCUAUUGGCUCUGGGGAAGGAUUGACAUCAAAGCCCUAGCCCUAUAUAAGCUGCGGCCAGGAAAAGAGGCCCGAGAAGGGUUAAAAUCGUCCCCUAGAGCGCCAGAGCCACAGUCAGCUCUGCAGCUAAGGGACUGUAGCCAGCCGCCCAGAUUUCCCCUCCCCAGCCCUGUUCUGCUUCAUCCCAAUCACCCGCACUCUCCUCGACGGAUCGGGGCUGUAGCGAAUGGCGCGGCGUUAGAUCCAACUGCAGAGGCAAGGCUCAAUUCAGGGCCAGGGAGCUGCGCCCGCUUCACCAUGAACCUAGUGGGCGGCUACCCCCAUCCACACCCUCACCAUCACCCCCCUCACCCUCAUCCCAUGCUGCACGAACCCUUCCUCUUCGCUCCAGCUUCACGGUGUCAUCAGGAGCGGCCUUAUUUUCAGAGCUGGGUACUGAGUCCAGGAGACGUGGCCCCAGAUUUUUCUGGGAGGCGACCACCCCCGGCUGCCUAUAGUCCGGAUGCAGCUGGGACCGCGGGGCCAGUGCAGAGCCCUGGCAGACUGGAGGCUCUGGGUGGCCGCUUGGGCAGACGGAAAGGAGCAGGGCCCAAGAAGGAACGGCGGCGUACGGAGAGCAUCAAUAGCGCCUUUGCGGAACUGCGGGAGUGCAUUCCCAAUGUGCCCGCCGACACCAAGCUCUCCAAGAUCAAGACCCUCCGUCUGGCCACUAGCUACAUUGCUUACCUCAUGGACGUGCUGGCCAAGGACUCUCAGGCCGGGGACCCCGAGGGCUUCAAGGCGGAGCUCAAGAAGGUGGACAGCGGCCGUGAGAGCAAGCGUAAGAGAGAACCGCCCAGCGAAGGAUAUCCUCACUCCCUGGGACCUGGAGAAAAAAAGAUUAAAGGGCGGACAGGCUGGCCACAGCAAGUCUGGGCUUUGGAGCUCAACCAGUGAGAAGCAGCUUGGGGAAAGGUACUCAGCACUCAGAAAAUCCGCCGGACGCCAUCGGAGUACGAGGCAAGACUACUAUUUCUGGCUGUCCAUUAUUUUCUCGUUCUGUUAUGGAUAUCUUAAAUACUCCUGAGAGUUGUCAGCAGCAAAACUGGUCAAGUGCAAUGCCCUUUGAAAUUGUUUUUUAACUCGUUAAGAGAAAGAAAGAAAAAUAUAUUACAUAUAUUAUAUAAAAUAUAUCCAAGCAAACGGAAAGGGGAGCCGGUAUUGACAGGCACACGAGAGGCAAAUCGGACCAACCUUGCUAGCCUUCAUUUCCAACCUUGCUAGCCUUCAUUUCCAACCUUCGACUCACCUUUUCCGUCCUAGAUUGGAAAUCUGAUUUUGCUCUCCUCUGUCUCCUUUUACCCAUUAAUUUGCAAUAUCACGAAGUCAUUCUCUGCACAGCUUCCUGCUUUCCCGGGACUCCGGUGACCUUAUAUUCCAAUGGAAAGGAGAGCCCAGUUGGUCUGGAAAUUAUUCUUUUUAAAUAAGUGUUGGUUUGGUUUCCGCACUUCCUGCCGAAUGCCUAAUAAUUCCUAAUUCCAAGGAAAACUUCUUAUUCUUUGUAAAUAAAAACUUUGUUCCCGUCA